AUGACUUCAGUUACCGUCCGUGUUUUUGACACACAAAAUCAAAGGCUCGAGUCGCAGCACUAUACCUCGAAUGCUCACACCACUCCGACUGUACAACAACCACCCGCCCCAUCACAGCUCGCACUUGCCAACCAACCACCACCAAAUGAGGCGCGAGAUCAGCCUCAUGGAAAUGUGCGAUUUCCUAUUGACGAGCCACAUGGACGAAAGGCUACGCACACCUUUGCUGUCUCUGAACCAAGGGCACCUAAACCUCAGCCCCAGGUACCUACCAGUGGUAAUACCGAGUGGGAUGUCUGGCCUGACGGCCACAUUGUGCGCACCUACUCGCAUGAAGAUGCCAAACGGCCCGAGGUCAACAAUUUCCACGUCCACUGGGCUUGUGAGGGCGUAGGUGCUCCUCGACAUAAAGGCUCACUCGAUGCGUUACAGUGGCAAGACGGUGUGCGUAGUCGUAGACGUUGCCACGGUGUAAUUAUAUGCACCAACCAUGAAUCCAAGGGUGGAUCAUGUGCCAUUGUCAUCCGCCCUACAACGACGAAGAAACUCAUUACGAGGCAGCUUGAGACAACAUGCUCGUGUGGUGCCAUGCUCGUCCAUAAUCACUGCGGUAUAAUUUACGACCUUUUCAAAUUUGCGGGCGGUGUGUGCUUCGUUCAUCGUGGCUUUCACAACCACCUUCGCCCACCGCGACGAUUGCAUCUGACGAGAGUGGAAUCGGAUCUCUUCCAGCAAGUCAUCGAGGAGCACCCCCGCAUGGGCGCAACACAGCUUUUGAUGGGCCGCCCAGGCAUCAAUGGACCCCAGGAGUCAAUUGCGGUCAUAUCUCCAGUGCUUCUGAACACAGCCAGGGUGAACCUUGAGAGAAAAAAGGUUUUCGCGAUGAGCCGAGGGAAGGACAUUAUUGCAGAGUUCACGGAGUUCCAGCGCCAGCAUCCUAAUUUCGUUAUUUUCCACACCUUCGAUCCCGUCGCAGUUGUCAUCACGCAGUCACCCACCAUGUUGUCGUUUCUUGUCAAGAAUCACAGUAAUGGCAUUAUAUCUGAUGCUGCCCAUGGGUUUUGGGCUGAGCGUAAUGAUCUAUUAAUCAUAAGCUCGGUCUUCAGUGAUGCUCUGCAAUGCUGGGUGCCAGGUGUAAUGACAUGGUCGAAUGGUGGCACCGAAGCACACUACCGUCAUCAUUUCCGUGCACUAUUUGAAACAAUGGCAGGGGAGUAUGAAAGGCAGAACAUUAUUCUCACUGACGAUCUUUUUGCGAAUGUCGUUGAUUUCAGCCAGGCAGAGCGAGCAGGCUUCAUCAAUGCAUAUGUAGAAUUCUGGAUGGUUCGUGAAGAUAAUACUCGCCCAGCUGAAGAACUCGCAGAAGCUGCCAGGGGUCUACUGAAGGGCUGCCACCCACAUUUUCGUGCACAGGUCACUCGUGUCAAAAAAAUUAGUGGUGUCGUCCCUCCUGCACUUGCAGAUGUGUUCGAAGACCGUGUGCUGCAGCUCCUGCAGUGUCAAGACCUUGCGACGUUCAAGUCUAUCUCAUCAUCUCUCAUUCGUGACUACCCCAAGGCUGAGGACUGGUUGAACUGGUGGAUGGCAGAUGGGCGUGCUGAAAUGUUGUUUGCUCCCUUUCGGCGCAUGCCAGAUAAUCUCUGGUAUAAUCUCGAGGACACCACCAAUGCGGAGGAGGCAAUGCAUUGGCGGAUAUACUGUGGCCUUGGCAAGUUUCAUAGCUUCGUGGCUGGAUUACAUGCACUGCGAGCAUUUUCUGAGUAUUGGCAGCUGCAAUUGGCUGGUAAUUCUUCUGGGAUUCCUCUUUUCUACGGAAAUAUGCGGCAGUUCUGGCAGAAAUGGAAAGCCGAGCUUGGCACUACACAUCCUUCUCGUGCACCCGACAAGAUCGCAGCCAAAAAACGAACUCGAAAUGAUGGUCGCCCCCCUGAUACAGCUCGUCAAUUACUCGGCAAUCACUCUACCAAUGGAGAGACCCUACAUGACACAUCAUUGUCUCCGACGAAACGACCCCGCCUAAAUGACAUCAAACGAGCAUCCUAUAAGUGGUCUAACAACUCAUGUUGGCUUGAUACUUCACUCGAACUCCUUUUCGCUGCUGCCUCACAAGAUUUCGAGACAUCAUUCAGCCCUCGAAUGUCAGAGUUGACUGAUGAAGACUCGCUUUCACUCCUCAGUCAUGCCCUCAACGCUCGCACUGUGGUGCAAGGCCCCGAUCCCUCAGCACCAGAUGAUAUUGUUGGUAUGUUGAUUGUGCAGCGCGAUAGUCUUAGAAAAGACCUCUCCGACAAGAAUAUAAUCUCGGACGUAGACUCUUUCGAACCAAUCUUUACUUGGUUAGGAUCAUUGCUCGACUAUCCACGAAACUGUCCUAUUAAAUUCAUGCAUGGCUACUUCCAUCUUCACAUGAUUGAUGUUCGCUCAUGCUCCGGUUCACUCUCUAACGAAUCGACGUUCAUGCAAGAUCGGCACUGGCAAAUUGUCCGCAAGCCUAGGACCGUCUUUCAUCACCAAUUGGGAAGAUCUAUGGCAGAGCAGUUUGACGGGGAUGUGAGCAAAUGGUUUCGACACUUAAUCCAGGUCAAGAAGCCACCCGAGAAAUCACGUUCCUGCUGGUGUGUAUUGGAUGGUGACGUGUUGUGCAACGGGGCAGCCACUUGUCUCAAAUUUUGCUCACAUAUACCCAUCACAUUAAUAAUUGAAAACAACGAUCAAGACAUCCAAGGGCAUGAUAACAACGGCUCAUCGUGGCACUUCCCGCAGACGAUUCGACCACUAGACGGAAAGGCAGAGGAGCGUCAAGGUGUUGUAUAUGAUAUUGUUGGGCGAGCAUUCUUUAGUCCAGGCACCAGUCAUUUCAUUGCUCGUUAUGCCACUCCCGACAAACGCAUCUAUGACUACGACGGGAUAAAGUUUGGUGGUUAUGUGACAUUGGAUAGGAAGGCAAAAACAACCACCCACAUCGCAGGCACACAUCGCCUGAUAUCCCCACCCCCUCGAUUCAACACUUGCGCUGUGAUUUACCAUCUUCGUGGAGGGACCGAAGCUCAACGAUACUUUUCACGACACCAGAUGGCAUUAGCGCAGCAGAUGUUGAACAUCGAGUUUGUCAACGCACAUAAUGGCAGCCAGUUGACUGAUAGCGAACUGUCAAUACCCCGGGAAAUUCAAUUGCAUGGUGACAUUCUCCCGAUUCCGUCAGAUGAGCGGUUCUGGGCCCUGGAUCAAACAAACUCGUCAAAAUAUGUGGACUAUGUAUCUCACAAACCCACCGUGGAAAGUUCAUUGCCCCCCCCACCGAUUUCACAGCCGAGACCACCGAAACGAAAGAGGGUACAGUUGAAUGUCCUAGAUAGCGAUGAUGAUGAAAUCCAGGAGGUCAAACCACCACCUCUAUCCCAAGAAUACGAGUUCUACUGUCGGUGUGGAAGCCGGGAACAUGGAGAUCUCCAGCAAGAGAGCGAAGUGGCAAUUCAGUGUGAUAACUGCGAGCGCUGGUCUCACGUAGCUUGCCAGAGGGAUGGUCGGGCAAGUAACUUGACAAAAAAGCAGUCAUUUUACUGUGAUGCUCCUGACUGUGCGCCAUAUAGUGAUCGUGUAUCACUCUCGCAAAUUAGACGGCCUGAGCGGUGA
Suillus clintonianus is the source of this 3633-nucleotide messenger RNA. RefSeq lists its product as uncharacterized. NCBI's taxonomy places the organism in Eukaryota, Fungi, Basidiomycota, Agaricomycetes, Boletales, Suillaceae. The record is from RefSeq and is a predicted model, not a curated record. The transcript is spliced from 4 exons. Bases 1 to 3633 code for a protein of 1210 amino acids.